CUUUUCUUCCGGCGAGCGGAGGCUUCCGCGGCUGGUGCUGUCAUGGGCCGAAGAACCAUAACUACGAACGACACUAGCCACCACAGCCUCGGCUCCCUCGGCCAUCUCCACUCGGCACCGGCGCCUUCCCCACUCGAAUCGCGCACGCGUCCAGACUAGCGAGCUGCAUCGCAUUGGAUUGUCAUUGAUUGUCACUCGCGCAAAUACGGUCCAGUACCGUAAUGUACCAGUUUUUAGUAAACACCGCCGCCGAAGUGGACCUACCAGUACCGUAUUGUGGCAUUCGCGGGCAAAGGCGCCUCAGUAUUGCGGGGAGCGGGGAGCGGCGGGCGAGCUGGGGUACAGUAUGGUGGGGCCAAGGUGGUCAAUUGAAUCAGUUCAUCAGUUACUCGUAUGAUACCCGUCAAGCGUCUCUCAGUACCUACCGAGAAACGGAUGCUGCGAGGAAGAAGAAGAAGAAGAAGAAGAAGAAGAAGAAGAAGAAGAAGAAGAAGAAGAAGAAGAAGAAGAAGAAGCUUGGAUCGACAGCGAGGAGACGCCCGAAUCUACAUACAGGCUCCGUCUACAUGAGCGAUUUCCGUCGCUACCUCAUCCAGCGCGACACUAAGUACAUCUCGGCACCAGACGUUCUCUGGACGGACAUCGAGAAGGACUUCAACUACCGGGUGGGCAAGAUCGACGCGAACGUUGGUCUCUACGAGCUGAACGCCAUCCGCAGAGUAUCUGCAUAUACCAACACCGAGUUGUCGACCGCCCUCUUUGCGAAGAAGGGUAUGGCCGAGAAGAAGGGCGGAGAGACCGCCGGAAGCUCAGGCAAGGCUUCCGGGGGAGAUCAGGAUAAAGACUCUAAGACCAUCAAGUGCUUCGGCUGCGGCAAGAAGGGACACAAGAAGUUCGAGUGCCGGUCAAAGCAUCUCUGGAAGGAGAACUCCGACUCGAAGGACAAGGACAAGGAGAAGAAAGAGUCAAGCAAAGCACACAUAUACCGGUACUUCAGAGUUUUCAGCGCUCAAUGUCCGCUACAGUGCUCCCGAUAG
Molecule: messenger RNA, 1037 nt
Organism: Tricharina praecox
Lineage: Eukaryota; Fungi; Ascomycota; Pezizomycetes; Pezizales; Pyronemataceae
Exons: 7
Coding region: 222-1037 (271 amino acids)
Molecular function (GO): nucleic acid binding; zinc ion binding
Source: RefSeq, a predicted model, not a curated record